GGCACCCAUUCUCAGUUGUCAUCCAUUGGAUUUUAAAAAUGCAGGGAAGUCACCUCUACCCUUUUCUGUUUCUGUGCUCCAACUGUCGCCGGGCGUCUUGUCUCUGUACGCAUCUGCGUUGGCAGGUCAGCGCAUGCGCGUUUCGCGCUUUGAGAAAGCGCCGGGUCGGGGGAAGGCAGCUAGGCCGACUGAAGCUGGGGGCUCGCGUAGAUGUCUUCGCCGGAGGAGGCGCGCGUCGCGCCGUCCCCUGCAGGGGAUCUGCCCCCAGAGUGGGAAACGGAUGAAGAGCGCAUGGCCUUUCUGUUCUCGGCUUUCAAACAGAGCCGGGAGGUGAACGCCACCGAGUGGGACAGCAAGAUGGGCUUUUGGAGCGAGCUGGUGUUGAAAUGGGGGCGACGGAGAGGGGGGAUCCGCACCUGCAUGCGCGAGCUCCAGCAGGCUUUCGAGCGCCGGGGGAGCGUCCCCCUGGGGCUGGGCACUGUUCUCCGCGAGCUGCUCAGACGUGGCAAACUGCAGAGAGAGUCUGACUACAUGGCUAGUGUAGACAGUAGCUGGAUCUCCUGGGGUGUGGGAGUCUUCAUUCUGAAACCCCUGAAGUGGACCUUGACUAGCGUAUUAGGGGACAGCAAAAUGCCGGAGGAAGAGGAAGUUCUGAUUUACGUGGAGAUUCUUAAGGAGAAGGCAGAAGAAGUCUAUACUCUCUACCAGAAUUCCACACUUUCAUCCCACCCUGUUGUUGGUUUGUCUGAGCUGCGUUCCCUGUGCACCAGCAUCUGUCCAGAUGAGCAAACAUUUUGUCUGGUGCUGCUCCAAUUGCAGAAGGAAAAGAGGGUCACUGUCCUGGAACAGAAUGGUAAUAAGAUAAUGAAAUUUGCCCGAGGUCUUCAUGCAAAAGUUUCCCCAGUGAAUGAUGUGGACAUUGGGGUUUAUCAGUUGAUGCAAAGUGAACAGCUGUUGUCACAGAAAGUGGAAUCUCUGGCACAGGAAGCAGAGAGAUGUAAAGAGGAGGCUCGGAGUGCCUGUAAAGCUGGGAAGAAACAACUGGCCCUGAGGUCUUUGAAGUCCAGAAAAAGAGUAGAAAGGCGCAUUGCAGAACUUCAUUCCAAGCUGGACGUGGUUCAAGGCAUCCUAGAUCACAUAUAUGCCUCUCAGACAGAUCAAAUGGUAUUUAAUGCUUAUCAGGCUGGACUCGGAGCCCUGAAGUUAUCCAUGAAAGAUGUGACUGUGGAAAGGGCAGAGAACCUAGUGGAUCAAAUUCAGGAGCUUUGUGAUACCCAGGAUGAAGUAGCUCAGGCUUUAGCUGGUAUGGCAAUCAAUGGCUUAGAAGCAGAUGCAGAGGAACUUGAAAAAGAAUUGGACAAUCUUCUCAUGGACUCCUCAAAAGAUCUGCUGGACCUGCCUUCUGUUCCACAGAAGCCACUGUCUCCAGCUUCUUUAGUACCUCCUACCUUCUCAGAUGCUGAGCUUGAAGCAGAGUUGGAGAAGCUCACUCACUCAGACGGAGGAUUGGCACAAAAGACAGAUCUGAAUGCCUCUGAGCCCCAAAGAGCUCUGGAACUGCAUCUUCAAUGACUCAGUGCCACCUUUCUGCUCUGAAGAGGUCUUAACUUUGGUGAUCGUAAUUCCAGAAGGAACUUGUUGGAAUGUGGGUUAAUACCCGCUCUUGUUAGACCGCACUUUUCUGAUAGACAGGAAAUUCUGCCAUGACAAUCCAACCCCCUCAACAGAUUCUCGCUCUGUUGUCAUUUUUUCAGUGCCAAACUACAGUGUCUCUGGUUGAUUCGUUCACCUGCAUUGCCAGUCAUGGUUGCCCUUUCCUCUGGCAAGUUGAUUAUCUUGCUGAUAUUAAUGUUGAUCCACAUCCUGAGGGUUCUCUUGCUACUUCAUGGAACUCCACCUUGGGACAACUUGAAAUGCAAUAAGGUCACGCUCAGUCUGGCAUCCUGCUGUUUUGUGUAAUUGUGCAAAACAUUUAGUGGAUGCACUAGAUAAGAUAGUGACUCUGAUAG
Messenger RNA from Candoia aspera, 2009 nucleotides. RefSeq names its product charged multivesicular body protein 7 (gene CHMP7). The transcript is spliced from 10 exons. Lineage: Eukaryota; Metazoa; Chordata; Lepidosauria; Squamata; Candoiidae. The coding region runs from base 211 to 1572 and encodes 453 amino acids. Gene Ontology annotation, cellular component: multivesicular body; ESCRT III complex. Gene Ontology annotation, biological process: late endosome to vacuole transport via multivesicular body sorting pathway; vesicle budding from membrane. The record is from RefSeq and is a predicted model, not a curated record.